GGGGGGCGGUGCGUGGUUCGAAGUCGGCGGCAGAGCGCGCGCCCCCGGUCGGCGGGCGGUUGGCUCGAGCCCCGGGCGCCCCGGAGUACCGCGGUCGGCGUUUCGCCUCUCUCUCCGCAGCAGGUUUCGCGCCCGGGCCCGCUAUGGCUUCCUUCACCUUCCAGGGCAGUGGUGGCGCUAAGAAGGAGGAGAAGGGCAAGAACAUCCAGGUGGUGGUGCGAUGCAGACCUUUUAAUGCCUCAGAACGUAAAGCAAGCUCCUAUGCUGUUGUAGACUGCGAUCAGACAAGAAAGGAAGUCAGUGUCCGCACUGGAGGAGUGACGGAUAAGACAUCAAGAAAGACUUACACAUUUGAUAUGGUUUUUGGAGCUCAGGCAAAGCAGAUUGAUGUGUACCGGAGUGUUGUGUGUCCCAUUUUGGAUGAAGUUAUUAUGGGCUACAAUUGUACAGUGUUUGCUUAUGGCCAAACUGGUACUGGUAAGACCUUCACAAUGGAAGGAGAGCGGUCACCCAAUGAGGAAUACACUUGGGAAGAGGAUCCACUAGCAGGUAUAAUACCCCGUACAUUGCAUCAAAUAUUUGAAAAGCUCUCGGAGAAUGGUACUGAAUUUUCAGUUAAAGUCUCUCUUUUGGAAAUCUAUAAUGAGGAGCUUUUUGAUCUUCUGAAUCCAACUUCUGAUGUUGGAGAAAGACUGCAGAUGUUUGAUGACCCUCGAAACAAGAGGGGUGUAAUUAUUAAAGGCUUGGAAGAAAUAACUGUACAUAACAAAAAUGAAGUCUACCAAAUCCUGGAAAGGGGUGCAGCAAAAAGAACAACUGCAGCUACUUACAUGAAUGCAUAUUCCAGCCGUUCCCACUCUGUGUUUUCAAUUACCAUCCAUAUGAAAGAAACAACAAUAGAUGGAGAAGAACUUGUUAAAAUUGGGAAGCUAAACUUGGUUGAUCUUGCAGGAAGUGAAAACAUUGGUCGUUCUGGGGCAGUCGACAAAAGAGCUCGUGAAGCUGGGAAUAUCAACCAGUCUCUUCUGACACUAGGAAGAGUUAUUACCGCUCUGGUAGAAAGAGCCCCACAUAUUCCAUACAGGGAAUCCAAACUCACAAGAAUCCUUCAAGACUCUCUUGGGGGACGAACAAAAACAUCAAUAAUUGCCACAGUUUCUCCUGCAUCUAUAAAUCUUGAGGAAACAUUGAGUACACUGGAAUAUGCCCACAGAGCAAAAAAUAUAAUGAACAAGCCUGAAAUUAAUCAGAAGCUAACAAAAAAAGCUCUUAUUAAGGAAUAUACUGAAGAGAUUGAGCGCCUGAAGCGAGAUCUUGCUGCCACACGAGAAAAAAAUGGAGUCUAUAUUUCCCUAGAAAAUUAUGAAGCCCUUAAUGGAAAGCUGACGGUUCAGGAAGAACAAAUUGUAGAAUACAUUGACAAAAUCAGUGUCAUGGAGGAAGAAGUGAAAAGAAUCACUGAACUAUUCACAGUUAAUAAAAAUGAACUUGAACAAUGUAAAAUAGAUCUGCAAAUCAAGGAGAAAGAACUGGAAGAAACACAGAAAGAUCUGCAAGAAACCAAGGUUCAUCUGGCUGAAGAGGAGUAUGUGGUUUCAGUCUUGGAAAACACAGAACAAAAUCUUCAUGGCACAGCUAGCAAGUUACUUAGUACAGUUGAAGAAACUACAAAAGAUGUAUCUGGUCUCCAUGCAAAACUGGACCGUAAGAAGGCUGUCGAUCAACACAAUGCUAUCAUCCAAAAUACAUUUGCAGGUCAAAUGAAUGUUUUGUUCAACAAAAUACAAGAUUCAGUUAAUGAAAACAGUUUGAAACAGCAACAGAUGUUGACAUCUUACACAAAUUUUAUAGGUGAACUCCUGUCUACCAGUUCUUCAGCAGCUAAUAUUAUUGCAUCAGUUGUAUCAGCAUCUUUUGCCUCUGUUAAAGAAUUGGUGUCUACUGAAGUUUCUCACGUGUCUGAAAAAAUAACACAACAUGAGAAUCUGUCACUUGAUUGUAAAGCUGAACUGCUGAGAUUAAUUGAGGAACACACAUCUGGAUUAGGAAGAGCAUUAAAUAGCUUGACACCAAUGGUAGAAUUUGUAUUGGGGCUAAACUGUCAGUUUCAGAAUAAUAUGAAGAAAUAUUCUGCUGUGGCUGACAAGAUGGAGAGUCAUAAUAAGGAAAUGGAUACCUUCUUUGGAGAUCUUUCUCUUGCUCUGAAAAACUUACGGCAAGAAACGGCUGGUGUUUUUGCUCAGCUUCAGCAUGAUUGUGAGAAUUUAAAAGAAGAAAUGGAAAUGACAAGGCUUGCACAUGCGAAGAGCACAGCUGAAUUAAUGUCCUCACUGCAAAGCCAGCUUGACCUGUUUGCUCAGGAGACUCAGAAGAACUUAAAUAAUGUACUUGCAAAAAAUGGGAGCUUGAAGACCACCAUCACUGCUGUGCAAGAAAAUGUUCACCUGAAAACAACAGACCUAGCCAGCAGUACAACUUCGAAUCACAGCAAAUUUACUGCCUCUCUGGAUAAUUUCUCUCAAGAACUCAGGAUCAUAAAUGCUGAAAACAAGAUGAUGCUGGAAAAAUCCACUGACCACUGUCAACAGCUUCUCAGCAAUCUCAAAAAUGUAUCUCAGGAUACUGAUAAAUGGGGUGAAUUUACAGCUGGUCAGAUAGUCAACUUUACCAAUCAGCAGCUAUUGUCCUUCAAUUAUGAGAAACAGCAACUACAGUGUCUAGAAAAGAAAAAUGAAAACAACUGUGAUAAAGCAAUAGCUGAAGUUGUUGACCAUAUCAGUAGACAAAAGGCUGUUGAGGAGAAGGUACUAAAUGACCUCCUUGACCAGAUGAAGGUUGAUCAGGAGAUAUUUGAGGAGCAGAAGCUUACGCUUAAUGAGGAAGCACAGCAUGGACUGACUCAAGUUAAUUGUUUCCUGCAAGAGGACCUUAAAGUCGAUAUUCCAACAGGGACAACUCCCCAGAGAAGAGACUACUUCUAUCCAGUCACACUUGUGAGAACAGAACCCCGGGAAAUUUUACUGGAGCAAUUAAGGCAAAAACAACUAAAGGUUGAUGCUAUGCUAAACAGUAUGACAAAGGAGGUGGAGGAUAAUGCAGAUCAGGACCUGUUGGAAGAGGAGGAGGGGUUGCAAGAAUCCAAUGAAAGCUUUGCUAGUGACAGAUCCUUAGUGGAUACAAAUAUAUGCUGCCAUGUAAAUGGUGGUAUUCCCUUUUUUCAGCACAAAAGGAGUCACAAAAAGGAUAAAGAGAACAAAUCUGCAGCUACAGUGGAGAAGAACAAAAUAGAGGAUAUGACGGAAUCACUUCUUCCCAAAUCUAAGCCUCCUCUAAGAUCACUGAACUAAGAUAACCUGGUUUUAAAUACUUAUGUCUGAUUGUCUACUGAGCCAUAACUUACUUUGGUUUUUCUCCAUCUCUGUAUAUAGUGAUACAUUGAUGCAAAGUUGGAUCAAAAGAUUGACCUGCAAGAUGUCCUGCCUUUAUCCAAUGUUUGUAUGCUGUAGCUUGCAAAAAUGUUAACUUAAAAAAAAAAAAAAAAAAAAAAAAGAAAAACAAACAAACAAAUACAAAAAACAAACCUGCAGAUUAUGGUGCUAUAUGGCUAUAUGUUAGAGUUUUAUGUUGUCAUAUAAGAGAUCCUUUUCUGUUUCUCAGUAGAUUUAAAACAGCAGAAAGGGAUGUGGAAAAAUGCUUUGUCAGCCUUAGUAACUACCAUUUUAUUUUUUUAAUUAGCUGUAAAUAAGUUCUGGUUUUGUACCUACUUUUUAGUCUGAUUCCUGUUUCUAUGAAGUAAAUAGUUGUCUUUUGACUGGGAUACUUCAAAUAAAUCAUUGAUACCUGGAAAACAAAUUUAUAAGUACCUCCCACAAACAAGCUUACAUAUGACUUUCAUUUUAUUACCAGAUUAAAUUUAGCUAAAACUUUAGCAGCUAUGUCAUAAGUCUUGUGCUGUCAGGAAAGGAUGGUUCCCUCCCUUGUCUUGUAACAGGCAACAGCUUUAUUUCAGUGCCUCCUUAGCGUAUGAAAGCUAGUCUCAACUGCUGGGUUUGGGUGGGUGGUUUUGGUUUUGUUUUGAACCCCAUGGUUCUUAUUUUCCUCUUAACCUGCAGCUGUGGUGUGUUGGCUUUUGUAUUGUAAACUGCCAGCAUUUCUUUUAACAUGUAGAUGCUUCACAUUAAAACAUGCAAACUUGUUUACAAAUGCAGCUCUAAUGUUGUAUAAUAACAGUACAUUUCCAGUAAUUGACAGUAGCGUCUGACCAGCUGUUCUUUUUAUGCUGCUUACCUGAGAAUUUAAAGAAAACUUCAAGCAAUGAUGUGCUAAAACAGCAGAUGAGCAGGAUUAUGAUGAAAGUGGGAAGAGACACUAGAAGACAACCUUAAUUUACAUUGAAGCACCAUUUUUAGCUAAUUGUAAAAAUAUGAUUGAAGAGAUUAUUCAUUUUCCUAUAUCUAGGUUCCUUUAACUUUUUGGCUAUUUGACAAAUAUGACAACUAGGAAUACUCUGGACACCAUUCAGACAGAACACUGCAGUCCUGCUGACAGACAGGAAAAUAUAAUUUGAACUAUGCCCUGGCACUGAUUCUCUGAACUCUCUAGCACGAGACACACCAUCAAUCAGUUGUUUGUCUAAACACCUGUCUUGCCUCUUAUCCCUUUUCUUUUGUCUCUGUGGGCAAAGCUAAUUGCUUUUUCUUAACAGCCUGAUAUGAGGGAAAGCAUUAAUUACCUUUCAAAUUUAUGAGACACAAUACAUGUGUUGUGGUAGGGGUUCUUUUUUGUUUUAGGGAGGUGUUAUGAUAUCUUGGGUACCUAGUUUAUACACCAAAUCUUUCUCUUGUUAUAUGGGACUUGAGACACUGCAAGCUGCAGGGCUGUCUUCAGAGAAUAGUGUAUUGAGAAAUUCUGGCACCAGAAACUUUGUGGAUACAAGAACUCCUCUGGUCAUUUUGUUAAUGCUGAUGAGGUAUUAGCAUGAUCUUCAGAGACUGUUCAAGAAAUCAUGUACUAAGUAAAAUUCAACCAGGAGAGUUGAUCCCACAGUACUAUUGGAGUGGCCUGAGCCAAAUGAGAGGGCCUUGUGCGAGCCGUUAACCCUGCUGCUGCUUUUUCCCUAUGGAGUUCACAGGAUCAGUAUGAAUGGAACAAACUGGAACAGCCAGUACCCAAGGAGGCUCACAGCCAUAAAACCAUGCUAGAAUCUGCACUUCCUAGUGCUAUCCUCUUUGAAACUGUCUCCUCUACUUAUUUGCUUUCCCCUGGUACAGGCACAGGCUCUUCUCCUGACAACUAGGGGCCUUAACCAGCCAUAUGAAUUUCAGGGGGUGCUUGCAUGCCCUCCCUUUUUCUGAAGUACCCCUCAGCGUUGAGCUUUCUUUUGUUUGCAGUACUGGCAUGGCAGAUCCUUGUUUCUGGAGGUCACACCAGAAAACUGAAUAGGGUAAAAAAUACAGAUGCAGAACCUGUCUUGGCUUCUCUGUCCCUGUCUCUUCUCCCACUAGAUGGCUCUAACACUUUAAGUGUUAGUCCAGAGCUCAAGUACUGGCCACUAACCAGGACUUACAAAUGAGCAAUUUUACCAAGCUUUUUGUCAAACAUCUGUUAAAAGACCAAGUUUCAAAAAAUAAUGUUGAAUUUGUACUUUCACAAAUAUAAUUUUAUAUUUGAGUUUGGGAGAGAGGUUGUUUCAUGAAGAGCCACAUUUGAGGAAAAAGAUGAUCUAGCCUGUGUCUUGAUCUUUGCUGUAGGGCUAAUGGAUGUCUUUAGUAACUAAAUUUUUGUCCUGACCUGCUGCCUGGGUUCACCACCGUGUAGGCCCAAAGUAGAAAGCAAUGCUUAUUUGUCUGUGAUAGUGUACAAUGAAAGAUGGAAGGAGAAAAGAAGGGUAAGGAAAAUAGUCACUGGAUUCACAGGUCUAAGCCAGAGGAAGAAAUGACAUGGUCCAGGCCAGCUUACAGGGUGCUUUGGAUUUAUCUUGUUAGAAGGCAUCCUUUAUUAGAAGAGUAGGAAGACGUUUCCACAGAAUAAAUAGCAAAGGCUUCCCCUGAUUGAAUCAGUUCAGCUGAACAUGAGGGAGAGUUGGGGUGACUGGGGCUGUACUAUGUGACCAUGUUCUGAUUAACCUGAUGGGGUUUUUUUUCAGAUUCUGGAUUAGUGGCCAACUGGGACAGCUCUCGAUUUAAUGAAAAACCUAGGCAGGAUGAAUGCGAUGUGGGGAAAUGAAGUGAGGAAAUAAAGGAGUUUAAUUGCAUGUUAAGGGGGAAUGCAAGGAGCGAUAAGAGAGCCAUGGGACGCACAGAUAAUCAGAGCCACCAGCUUGCUUUUCAAGUGAAAAAUGAGCAGUUGGGAGGAAAUGUAGGCAAGGAAACUUCCUGCUUCCUCCUGGAAAUGGGGGAGCUGUGCCACUUGCUGCAUCAGAGUCCUUGGCAGAUGCAGUAUUUUUUUUCUGUUAGGUGUCGGUCACCAUUGCCAACAGGUAGAGGAAACAAGAGGAAGCCUGUAACUCUUUGGAGCAAUAAAAGAAAAAAUAAAGCUAGAAGGAUGUGAAAAAAUAAAGUUUAAUAUUACUUUUCCAUCAAAAAGAGAUUGAAGGGGAAAGAAAAGAGUUCUAACGUUACAGAGUAUUAAAAACAGGAAAAAAGAAAUAGAUUUUAAAAUACAUAGUCAAUAAAGAUAUACUUUUUAAACAAGUGUUUACAACUAGUUGACUACUAUUUUUUUCUUUCCUUCCUUUUUAUGGUAGGGGUAAUGCUCUAUAAACUAUGUGCCCACCCACGCAGUUACUUUAUAAAGUUAAACAACAAUAAAUCGUGCUAGGCUUUGCAUUAAUAUGCUUUAUGUGACAUAGUAUUAUAGGUGAGAUGUAGACCACCUAGCAAAGCAGGCGGGUCCUGUAGGUUGAACUCAAACUCAAUCCACAGCAGCGUUGCUCUGCUCAAUCUGCUGCCGAAGGAGGGCACGUUAUAGCUGCACACGAGCUCCUCAGACAGGUAAAAAAGAGCCGAUGGUCGGUCCAGCAGUGUCUUGUCAGGGAAGAAGUUAGAAACAGCUGCCACUUUUAUAUGAGGUUUGAAAAUUGUUCCAUAUUUCCAGAUUUCUAAAAGUUCAUGAGAAGACUGUCGGCUUUCAGGUGGCACAAGAUUAGAUUUUGUAAAAUAAUGGAGGUUAGCUGAAUUGUUUCCCUUUUCUCCACAAUAUUAAACAUAUAUAAACAUUCACUUUACUUCCUUAGUUAUACUUGAAAUGCUUUUGUAGCUCUUGGUCUGUUCAUAACCUAAACAUUGUAAUUCAAAGAAUGAGGCACAAUGGCUAAAAAUUUUAACUUGACUACUGUGUUUUGUUUAUCAAAAAUUACCAAAAUGUAAUAAUGAAAUAAAUAGAAAUAAGACAUAGAA
Messenger RNA from Columba livia (rock pigeon), 7397 nucleotides. It is a transcript of the gene KIF11, whose product is annotated as kinesin family member 11. The record is from RefSeq and is a predicted model, not a curated record. The transcript is spliced from 22 exons. Gene Ontology annotation, cellular component: spindle microtubule; mitotic spindle; nucleus. Lineage: Eukaryota; Metazoa; Chordata; Aves; Columbiformes; Columbidae. Bases 144 to 3347 code for a protein of 1067 amino acids. Gene Ontology annotation, molecular function: plus-end-directed microtubule motor activity; ATP binding; microtubule binding. Gene Ontology annotation, biological process: spindle elongation; microtubule-based movement; mitotic spindle assembly.